GACAUGCACUUGUACAGCACAACUUACAAGAGGUGCAAAACAACAAUAAGCAGGAAGGUUAUUUCGUUACAUGACUUUUAUGUGCUGAAAUGAAGUGUAAAAGUGAUUUGAAAAUUCUUACACAAAUUAGUUAAGUGUGAAAUUGUAUGUUUCCACACGUACUGCAAUAACGUUGAUGAUACUGUAUCUAAGAUGGCAACAGAAGAGCAAGAACAGAUCCUGGAAAUAUUCCGAGGGAAAGACCUGAUAUCAAGACAGAAUCUCAAAGUGAAAGCAGAUGAAGCAUUGCAGUGCCGAGUAGUUGGUUUAUAUUUCUCAGCACACUGGUGUCCACCUUGCAGAAUGUUCACUCCCAAGCUGGCAGAAAUAUAUGCAGAACUGAAACGCAGGAACGCUCCCUUUGAAGUUGUGUAUCUCUCUUGUGAUCAGAGUGAAGAUCAAAUGCAGAUGUACAUGAAGGAAUCUCAUGGAGAUUGGCUGGCUUUGCCUUUUGGCAAUCCAUUAAUUGAAGAGCUGAAAACCAAGUACAAGGUCAAUGCUGUCCCCAAGCUGAUUAUCCUCAAGCCAGACGGAGAGGUUGUCACAGAGAGAGGACGGGCAGAGGUGGAAGAAAAAGGGGUGGCAGGUUUCAGGAACUGGGCUACUAUAGCACACACAGGGGAGGUAUUACCUAAACACCUUAUCAAAAGUACAAGUACAGAUGAGGACAAGGAAGAGACAGAAAGUGGUUCAUAACUACAUCCAAUUUUAAGAAAUCCUUGCAAUAAAUGUGGCUGAAGGAAAGAGGCAGGAGAUAUUAAGAGUAUAUGUAACAGGCCCGCAUCGCCUGGGAGGGGGAUGUUCGAAUGAACCAUAUUUAUUCCCAGGAAAAGGUCUUUUCGGGGUAAAAUUUGUUCUAGGCUCAUAAAGAUUUCACAGAAAAAGAGCCCCCCUUUGAAAUUGCUUUUCAUGGGCCCGUGUACUGAUAACAAAACCUUGAUGAGUGCUUGCAUCAGCCAAUUACUCUCUAUCUACUUGUAUAUACAUUUAUAUUUGUGUGUACUUGUAGUACAAAUGUACAUGAACUCCAGAAUGUAAAUGUGGUUUUAACGAGUCAUCAAGUUUUGUUGUUUAGCACCAGGACCUAACCUGUAGGUAUAUUUAGAAGGGGUUUUAAGGGGAUCUGUUCAAAAGAACUGCCCCUUUGGUCAGAAAAGGUCCACUCAGAGUCAAAAUUUUAUCAAGGUUCUAUGUCAUUUCUCAUGUUCGGACAACUCUUUCUACAUAUAUUAUAAUUGGUUGAAAAGGACCACUUUUCAGAAAAAAGAAAAAAGCCCCCCCUCCUUUAAAAUGGUCGUUUACAGGCCUGAGGACCUCUGUCAUAUUUAAAAUAUAAAAGGCUCA
Molecule: messenger RNA, 1383 nt
Organism: Lingula anatina
Lineage: Eukaryota; Metazoa; Brachiopoda; Lingulata; Lingulida; Lingulidae
Product: nucleoredoxin-like protein 2
Biological process (GO): sensory perception; photoreceptor cell maintenance
Source: RefSeq, a predicted model, not a curated record